This is a messenger RNA of Knipowitschia caucasica, 360 nucleotides long. The record is from the annotation of a GenBank genome assembly. NCBI's taxonomy places the organism in Eukaryota, Metazoa, Chordata, Actinopteri, Gobiiformes, Gobiidae.
AUGAGACAAGCUGAGGACGGUCACCUCCCCCUUCACCACAACAACCCACUGCUGAGUUACAAGCCCCUCUUCAGCAGGAGCCCCUCUUCAGCAGGAGCUCCUCUUCAGCAGGAGCCCCUCUUCAGCAGGAGCCCCUCUUCAGCAGGAGCUCCUCUUCAGCAGGAGCCCCUCUUCAGCAGGAGCCCCUCUUCAGCAGGAGCCCCUCUUCAGCAGGAGCCCCUCUUCAGCAGGAGCCCCUCUUCAGCAGGAGCCCCUCUUCAGCAGGAGCCCCUCUUCAGCAGGAGCUCCUCUUCAGCAGGAGCCCCUCUUCAGCAGGAGCCCCUCUUCAGCAGGAGCCCCUCAGUGUUGGCACAUUCAUGA